AUGUCAUCCGAAUCACGGCCGGUAACACCGCCGCAUCACCCAAACUUUGGUGUGCGAAUGUCUAGUGAGAGCAUCAAGCGUUCGGUGCGCCACGUGCUGCCCGACACUGCCCGCAUAGAAGUGGAGGCUCUUCCAUCUUUGAAGUCGUUCAAUAACCGAGUUUAUUAUCUUGAAUGCCACAAAGAAGCUCAGAUUGGUAACAAUGAAGCCCAUGUCGAUGAACUUGUUCUCAAAAUCAAUGGUCGAGGGUUUGGGUCAGAAAAGGUUCAAAAUGAGGUUUCUUGUCUCCGCCUGCUGGAGCACUUUUGCCCUGAGAUUCCGGCGCCUCGUGCGAUAGCUUGGUCUCAGGAUGGAUUUACUAUCGACACCAAGGACGCGCCGCACAGCGAGAUGAAACUCAGUGCUCUGGAUGAGACCUCGAGCGGUUGGAUAUUGAUGACGAAAGUUCCCGGGACGCCCAUCGAAUUAUCUGCGCUCAGCAACGACGACAGGUUUCAGUUGGCAACACAGUUGGCAGAUCAUGUUACCAAUUGGCGGCGAAACAUCCCUCCUCAGAACUUUGCCGGCAACAUGUUCUUUCAGCAAAUGGCCUCCCAGCCUGACAUCAGGAUCCCAGGCUCGAAUCCCGAUAGCGAAAUGCAGCUUUUUAUUAGAGGCAUGCUUGGAGAAGAGCUCCAUUCUCAAGAUGGUAUCGCUUCCCUUUCGGAAUACUACAGACUCAGAGUUGAGAACAAGAUGAGGACUUUGGAGACAAACAAGACUUUCGCACCAAAUAGAGAUCUCGUACAGCCUUUGGAUGCAUUCCUACGGCAAGGUUUCCCUGCUAUCAAGGCGUUGAAUACCAAAGAAGACUCGUUUGUAUUCACCCACUACGACCUAUCCCCACGAAACAUUCUUGUAUCUGGCCAGCCUCCUCAAAUUACCGGCAUCGUGGACUUUGAAUUCUCAGGCUUCUUUCCGCCGCUCGAUGAAUACCUGAAUGACUGCAUUGCCAACAAUGGCGACUGGCACAAAGAUAUGUACGAGGUCUACCUGAAGCGACUAGAAUGCAAUGGUAUACCAACACCCUUGGAGGGAAUAAAGAAAGAGGAUUGGGAACGGAUGGCGUCGUUGGAAGAAUUGGUUGAAAAGAUUGCUCCUUGGUGGUUGCCUGGUGAGUUUCAAGGUGAACAGCUGGAACAAGAGUUGAACAAGGUCAAGUCACGAGUAGGUGAGAUAUUGGAGGAAUUGGGAAAGUGA
Fusarium proliferatum ET1 is the source of this 1239-nucleotide messenger RNA. RefSeq lists its product as uncharacterized. The transcript has a single exon. Lineage: Eukaryota; Fungi; Ascomycota; Sordariomycetes; Hypocreales; Nectriaceae. The coding region runs from base 1 to 1239 and encodes 412 amino acids. The record is from RefSeq and is a predicted model, not a curated record.